AAUGACGACAUAUUAGAAGUAAUUGGAGGAUAAUUUGUAAUUAAUUCAUUCCCUUAUUAUACAGUUUCAUCCCAUCAAUGUUUGUCUCUCUAACUUCACUUUCGACUUUAUCACUGAACCCCCUCUGUUCCAUAAUAGCCUAAACUGCACACACUAACCCCACUACGUAACUGUAACACACCUUUAAACCCAAAGAAAGAUAGGAUUUCUACAAUUUGCGUACAUAUAAUCAUAUAUAUAUGUGUAAGUUUGAAUGAUCUUUGAGUUUUGAAAAUGGUUCCUCCGAUAAUAAUUGAAACUUCGUUCCUGGCGGCGAAUCCCUCGUCGUACAGUUUGACUGGGAUUCGGCCGUUUCCGAUCAACCGAAACGGCGGGGUCGGUGAACCGAGUGGAGGUUUAGAUUUGAGAAUGAGCAAUUUGAGUGAAUUUGGGGAGGCAGCAUUGAAUCGAGAUGUUUCUGUUGACGAAUCGACGGUGAAGGAGCAGAGUGGGAGUAGAGGCGGUGGCAGUGGCGGUGGGAGGAAGCCGAGGGAUGCGAAUUCAGAGGAUGAGUCUUCGAAGCUUGUUUCCACCAGUAGUGGCAAUCAUUUGAAUGAUUCCAAUGGUAAACGAAUGAAAAAACUAUAUGGAUCCCAAGAUGAAAAUGGUGGUUCAAAAUCUGAAGUGGAAGGGAGUUCAGGGACGGAGACCAAGCCUGCUGAGCAAAGCACGAAACCUUCUGAGCCGCCUAAGGAAGAUCAUAUCCAUGUGAGAGCAAGAAGGGGUCAAGCUACUGAUACCCACAGUCUGGCAGAGAGAGUCAGGAGAGAAAAUAUUAACAAGAGGAUGAAGAUUCUGAUAGAAUUGGUUCCUGGAUGUAAUAAGGUUAUUGGGAAAGUACUUGUCCUUGAUGAGAUAAUUAAUUACAUCCAGUCAUUACAACGUCAGUUCUUGUCAAUGAAGCUUGAAUCAGCUAAUUCAAGGAUGAACCCCAGCAUUGAAGGUUUUAAAAAGAAUGAUGGUCAUUCUGUUACCAAAAGCAAGGGACUGAUGGUGCGGGCAUUUCGUUAUUUUCUCAGUUCGAUGGAGUAUCUUUCGCGUUGUUUUCGGUGCUCAAAGUCGCACAGAAUUCACAAUAUACAACACCAAGAGAAUAUUAUAUAGAUAUCUAAAAAUAUUUUCUGUCUUGGACCUCAAUUAAACAGUGGAAUGGUGUGUUCAUAACUGAAUUUAUAAAGUAUGGAUUUGAAUUU
Molecule: messenger RNA, 1232 nt
Organism: Cornus florida
Lineage: Eukaryota; Viridiplantae; Streptophyta; Magnoliopsida; Cornales; Cornaceae
Product: transcription factor bHLH79-like
Exons: 7
Coding region: 274-1143 (289 amino acids)
Biological process (GO): regulation of DNA-templated transcription
Cellular component (GO): nucleus
Molecular function (GO): protein dimerization activity; DNA-binding transcription factor activity
Source: RefSeq, a predicted model, not a curated record